AUGGCGUAUCUACAGACCGCAGGCAAAACUGCCCCGCGUUUGGCUGAGGAUAUCCUGUUGUACGAUGCCGCCCACCCUCCUAGCAACGGUCGCAACCUACUUUCACAGGUCCCUCCGGUGUACCCAGAACGUCAUGAUGGUCCCCAGGAGUAUAUUUCACCAGAAGCAUACCCAGAUGUCAUCAAAAAGCGAGCAGACGAGGCAUUCGCGUCUCAGCCGGAUCGUCUCGAAGGUGUAGCUGCACCUUUGCCUAUCACUGUCUUGGAUAAUCUACGCCUCUACCUCACCAAUGCACUUCGUCAUAGUGACCGCAGCAAGCCUAUCACCCAAGGUAACAAGCGUUUCAUGGUUUCAUUUGGUGUGAAGGACCCGAAAGCCAAGCGUGCGCAUGAGUUUGAAUUGCCACCUGCUCCCUUUUACGAGGAUCUUGGUACUGUGGAAGACAUGUCUUCCGAGCUGGUUGUAAAGUCAUAUGAACAUCAAGUACAGGCAGAUCCAUCCCGAGCUCCUCUUUACUUAAACUGCCUCAAGGCGAUUGGUACACUUCGAGGUCGUGAGGAUUGGGAGAUCAUCAACCAAGCUGUUCAAUUGGCCUACUCUGAAGGAAGAUACACCGAAGACGACGUAACUGAAGCAUAUCGAUAUUUUGGCCUUCAGCGUAAUGAUCCAAAUCUCACACAGGAGGCCAUUAUUGGUAAAUUCUAUGCGUUUCUUAGCUCAACAAAUCAAGAAACAGAGGCACGGCGUCAGAUGUGGUUAAUCGGACAGGGUCUGGGAAGUGAACGCAUAAAAUCAGCUUCUGAAGAUCGUGUUUCUACGGUCGAGCAGGCCCAAGUCUUUCUUGGGGUUGAUGAUCACACCCCAGAUGAUUUCAUUAUCACCAUGUAUACUGCUAAGAUCAACGACAACCCCCUUUGCAAAGAUUUAGCAGACAAAGCCGUGCAACUCAUCGCAGAGUCUCGCAAGUCAGAUGGUCUAAGUCAUUUUAUUAAAACUGGAGAAACAGUUGCCGGAGAAAUGGACAUUGGGGACGCUUAUCGCAUGCUUCAGAUUCCUGACCGAACUGUGGAUGGCGAUGCCGUUAUGGCUGCUUACACAAUCUGCGUAGAUGAGAACCCCGGCCAAGCUGAACUCUAUAAUCGCGCCCUCCGCAUCAUUUCCCGGGAACUCGACAACCCCGUUCUCAAGAACAUGGCAGGAGUCAACACUGAGUCAGAGCAGAAUCUCUCUGAAUGGCCUGUCGGGCUGCAGAAUAUCGGCAACACCUGUUACCUGAACAGUCUUCUUCAAUUUUACUUCUCGAUCAAGCCGUACAGAGACAUGGUCUUGAAUAUUGAGAAAUUUCAGAUGGACACGACCAAUGAAGCAAGUAUCACUGUGAAGAAAGUGGGGUCGCGCAAGGUGUCGGGAAAGGAAAUUGAGCGGUCCCUUAGAUUCCUUACGGAACUCAGAGUUCUCUUCCGAGAUAUGAUUUCGUCAAAGAAUUCCUCUGUCACGCCCAGCCAAGAGCUCGCUCGUUUGACUCUUAUCAGUCCCGGGAAUGAAGCAGCUAUUCGUCGGCGGUCAACAAUAAGCGCCUCUAAAACCCAUGGUCUUGGCGAUGUGAAUGGGGCCCCUGUCUUAGGUCCGCUUGGCCCCCCUCAACCUAUCGGUGAGGACCUGAAGGAACAGCAACCGACUUUUGCCUCGGAUAAUCUUGAAAUAAGUGAUGUAGGGAGUGAGGCAACGCUGGUAUCUGAGAGUAAUGGGACGGGUGCAACUGCGCCCCCCAUGGAUGCUGAGCCAAUUAGUGAAGGCUAUGUGAAUAUUUCACCCACUCAGCCUGUCCCUCCUACACGUGCACCACCUGUUCCUCCCCGACCUGCUCCUGAAAUUGACCCCAAGAAGCAGCUCAUUGAAGAGGUGGAAAUUGGCGCACAACAGGAUGUCACAGAGGUCAUCAACAACGUUCUCUUCCAGAGCCAGUGUGCCAUCAAGCCUCGAGAGGUUGCUUCGGAUGGUGAGCAAGUUGAUCAUGUCAAAGACAUGUUCUAUGGCCAGACGCGGUCCUACAUUACCACUUCCGGAGGCACACGGUCAAAGGAUGAACGUUGGUGCGAUAUAAAAGUCAACGUGGCGCUUGGACCUCGCGACAUAUAUGAUGCUAUUGAUGGAGCUUUUGAUGUUCAGAAGAUCAGCGUUGAGAACGCCGAAGCGGAGCAAUAUGGAUCUAUCACCCGCCUUCCCCCCAUCCUCCAGAUCCAGGUGCAGCGUGUACAGUUUGAUCCUGUGAAGAAGACUUCAUACAAAUCGACAAACCACUUGCAGCUUUCUGAGACGAUCUACAUGGAUCGUUAUAUGGAUACUACAAGGCAGGAUCGGCUGGAAGCAAGACGCCAGUGCUGGGAGUGGAAGAAAAGUCUUGCCAGCAUCCAAGCACGCCAGGCAGAGCUUCUGCGUACUCAGGAAAGUGAUGGUCUUGAAAUGGCAACUCUCUUCCGCGAGGCUAUGGGUGUCCUUGAUGACUUGAACAUCCCGGGCAGCGAUAAUGCUUCGAUGCCUGAGGAUUCAGAGCAAUCUACUGGAUCUGACUCGGGUUCUAGCGCUCCGGAGAAUAAGCUACGACUCAUUCAGGAGCUCGAGCAGAUGUCGGAGGACGUACAGACAGAGUUCCAGGCCCUUGAGCAGCAGAUUCAGACCACAAAGCAACUGAUUGCCGACAAAUUCGCCGACUCCAAAGAGAUGCCUUACCAACUGUACGCAGUAUUUGUCCACCGCGGUUCCGUCUCGUUCGGUCAUUACUGGAUUUACAUCAAAGACUUCCAGAAGAACAUCUGGCGUAAGUACAACGACGAGUAUGUGACCGAAGUCCAGAACCUGGACGAAAUCUUCGCCAACAAAGAUGACACCAACCCACCCACCCCUUAUUUCCUUGUCUACAUCAACGAACUCAAGAGAAAUCGUAUGGUCGACCCCGUCUGCCGCGAUAUUGUCGAGGAUCCACAACCAGAGGUUUCCGCCAACGACCCCUCUGCCAUGGAGGGCAUUCUCAGCCCAAAUCCGAUCGAACAUGCACACCAGGACUACAUGGCUGAGCAGCAGCUUCCGCCGGCUCUUGCUCCGGCUGGGGAAUCCCAGGAAAUCAAAAUGAAUGAAUAG
Molecule: messenger RNA, 3138 nt
Organism: Penicillium odoratum
Lineage: Eukaryota; Fungi; Ascomycota; Eurotiomycetes; Eurotiales; Aspergillaceae
Product: ubiquitin-specific protease UBP2
Exons: 11
Coding region: 1-3138 (1045 amino acids)
Biological process (GO): regulation of proteasomal protein catabolic process; proteasome-mediated ubiquitin-dependent protein catabolic process; protein deubiquitination
Molecular function (GO): proteasome binding; cysteine-type deubiquitinase activity
Source: RefSeq, a predicted model, not a curated record